CUACGACUGCCAGCCACGUGACUAAUCACAAGAUAGUUUUAUGAGAAUAAGGAAAACGCUGCUUCUUCUUUGCGAACUUCCUCACGCGUUUGUCGCACGCGUCGUUCGCUUCUCCCGUUGAACUUGAAGGUCUCCGUUUAUGGACUACUUACGAGAUAUCCGCCGCCAACUUCCCACCGUAGAAAGAUACCGCCUACAACGACCAUCUGCUUUCUAUUCUCACCACUCUACCUUCGCUCGCGGCGCAACGAUGAAUACGGCCGCACCCGGGACCGGGUCAUCUUCGGACACCACUCCGCGGAAGAAUAGUGUGGUUAUCAAAGUCGGGAUGGUCGGAGACAGCCAGAUUGGAAAAACGAGUAUGAUGGUGAAAUACGUGGAGGGAAGCUUUGACGAAGACUACAUACAAACAUUAGGGGUGAAUUUCAUGGAAAAGACGAUAUCUAUCCGGAAUACGGAAAUCACGUUCAGUAUCUGGGAUUUGGGAGGGCAACGGGAGUUCGUCAACAUGUUGCCUCUGGUGUGUAACGACGCUGUAGCGAUCCUGUUUAUGUUUGACCUGUCACGGAAGUCCACGCUGAAUAGCAUCAAGGAAUGGUAUAGGCAAGCGAGGGGGUUCAAUAAGACGGCCAUCCCGUUUCUGGUCGGGACGAAAUAUGAUCAAUUCGCGGCGUUUCCAAGGGAGGAGCAGGAAGAGAUCACCAAGCAGGCACGGAGAUUCGCAAAAGCAAUGAAAGCACCACUGAUCUUUUGCUCUACAUCACAUUCGAUAAACGUGCAGAAGAUAUUUAAAAUCGUGCUGGCAAAGGCCUUUGACCUGAAAUGCACCAUUCCAUGUAUAGAGGAAGUGGGAGCGCCAAUUUUGGAAUACUGACGAGCGAUAGAACGAACAACGUGCAUGGGCGGUAGGGAACCCAUCGACGUUGAUUCAGCGGCGUCUAAAUACAUGAAGCGAUGAGAGAAUCCGAGUGGACAUAUGAUGUUCGUUUUGUGGAAUAAGUUCCGGAUUUGGUGCGCCGCCUGAGAAUCCAGCGAUCGCUGGAAUGCGCUUUUGACGGCUUACAGCAUCAUUUGAGGCCCUUCAGGGUCUGCAUCUUCGGGGGGCAUAUCGUUUGCAAGUUGCUCUAACUUUUCGAGAUCCCAUCCUAUUUCGUCUUUCUUAAGGCUAAUGUGAUUCAGCUCGCUGGCCAACGACUGAAUCUUCCGCUCGCUGCCCACGGAAGUUGUCAGAUUCGUUCCUUUCACGUAUACAGAUUGAGGACACACGCAGAGACUCACCUCGCCUGCUGAAUCCACACGGC
Fimicolochytrium jonesii is the source of this 1301-nucleotide messenger RNA. Its product is annotated as P-loop containing nucleoside triphosphate hydrolase protein. The record is from RefSeq and is a predicted model, not a curated record. The transcript is spliced from 6 exons. Gene Ontology annotation, molecular function: GTPase activity; GTP binding. Lineage: Eukaryota; Fungi; Chytridiomycota; Chytridiomycetes; Spizellomycetales; Powellomycetaceae. The coding region runs from base 140 to 874 and encodes 244 amino acids.